This is a messenger RNA of Bombus pascuorum, 1350 nucleotides long. Its product is annotated as serine/threonine-protein phosphatase PGAM5, mitochondrial-like. Gene Ontology annotation, cellular component: mitochondrion. Lineage: Eukaryota; Metazoa; Arthropoda; Insecta; Hymenoptera; Apidae. Gene Ontology annotation, biological process: positive regulation of mitochondrial fission. The transcript has 6 exons. The record is from RefSeq and is a predicted model, not a curated record. Bases 198 to 1040 code for a protein of 280 amino acids.
AAUUUUAUUUUUCUGAUCUCAUCACUGAUAUUGAAAUAGCAUUUAACGUAUCUCGCCUCUUACUAAAACAUAUUUACUCCUUUCAUAACUAUUAUAAAAGAAGGUAUAUAGAUAGCGAUCGCGUAAAUACGUUUCACAGAUGAGCAGUAUUGGUUUAAAUCGUUAAAAAAAUUUAGUCGCGGCAAUUUACUGCAAUAAUGCCUAUACGUUUAAAUUUAAAAAAAUGGAUCGGUGGAUUUGUUGCGAUAAGUGGUGCAGUGCUUUUUUAUCCAAAUGAAAACGAUCAUAUUCAAUCAUCAGAAAAACAAUCUUGGAAGACACCUCCGUCAUCCUGGGGCAGAUGGGAUCAUAAUUGGGAUAGACGACAUUCAGAAUGGCUAACAAAUGUAGCUAAAUUAGACAAUGAAAGUGAUAAAGAGUCACGUAAAAAAAGAUCUAUUGACAAACAACAAUCAAAUGUUAGACAUCACAUAAUUUUAAUCCGUCAUGGGCAAUAUAAUACAAAUGGUGAAACGGAUUCAGAUCGAACACUUACAACUCUUGGCAGACAACAGGCUGAAGCAACAGGACAAAGAUUGCGGGAAUUAGGAUUACCAUAUUCCAUGAUUAUACAAUCAUCAAUAGUCAGAGCUAAAGAAACUGCUGAAAUUAUAAAAAAAUAUCUUAACAAUAUAACAAUUAAAGAAGAUUCUGUUCUUAGUGAAGGUACGCCAAUUGCACCUGAUCCACCAAUUGAUAUUUGGAACUCUGAAGUCAUUGUUUAUGAAGAUGGACCUAGAAUAGAAGCUGCAUUUAGAAAAUAUUUUCAUCGUCCAGAACCCAGCCAAGAAAAGGAUUCAUAUGUUAUUCUUGUUUGCCAUGCAAACGUUAUUAGAUAUUUUGUAUGCCGAGCAUUGCAAUUUCCACCUGAGGGUUGGUUGCGUUUAAGUUUAAAUCAUGGAAGUAUUACAUGGGUAUCUAUUCGAUCUAACGGGAGAGUAACACUAAGAAAUUUAGGUGAUAGUGGACAUAUGAAGCCACAGCUUAUUUCAUCUUAUUGAAACUGAAUGAUAUAACUUAUAUCUUUGUUUAGUGAUGAAAUAUUUAAGUUAUGCAAUUUAUAAUAAGUAAUAUAGGAACAAAAUAUUUUUAGUUAUUCAUUUGUGAAAUGCAAGCAUUUAUUAAAUAUCAAAAAUUAAGUUUAAUAUUUGAAAUAAUUUGAAAAUUAAGAAAAAUAUUUAUGUUUUCAUUAUUGUAUGUUAAUAUUGUAGAAUUUAAAGAGGUAUAUUAUAAUUAUAAUGUGCCAUCAUUUGUUUCUAUGUAGAGAAAUUUAUAUUUUGUAAUAUUGAAAAGAUAGACGUUUUUCCGGAA